AUGGCCGAGCUCACCGGAGCGCAGCUGCAGCGGACCUGUGCGCCACUGUAUCCGUCCUUCGCACUUGAGUCUUUUGCCGCCCUGGUCCUGUUCUUCUUCUUUCUCUACCUGUCCAUCAUCAUCUCGACCAGGCAGCAGCUCAAGACGCCGGCAAAGUCGAUAGCCAAGUUGAUCUGGCACAGCCUCACGGGUUGGUGGGAGGACACGGUCAGAGUGCUCAGCAGGUUGAACGCGACGAUUUGCCGCCGCAUCGUCAUCGCGCUCUUGGCUCGUGACCCGUGGCUGCACAUCAACAACGUCAACGGCUUCCGGUACCUGGGCUACGCCUGUGCUUCAUCCUGGCGCCGUCUGCCGUGCUACAGGAUGUUUGAUGGGAAGCUGUGGGAGGGCGACCUCGUCCUCGACAGGAACCUCAGCUUCCUCACCACUAAAGGCUGGGUAACGCUCCCGAGCAUGGUCAUCCUGCUCUUCCUCUCCUUCGUUCAGAUCCCCGUCCUAGGCCUGCUGUACUGCUGGAAUGGCGGUGGCCGCGACGGCAGAUUCCCGGCCGGUUACCUGACGCUCUUGGCGAUCACGUCCGUCACGUGGCUCCUCUUCCCCAUCUGGUGGUUUCUGUCCUUUGAGGGCGAGGGCUACAUCCAGGACACCAAACUCAACGGCGCUGGCUUCGCUCUCCUCAACAUGACCAGCAAGGGUGCGUUCACGAUGCAGAUGCUGUCCAUGGUCAAGCGGUGGAAGCGCGACUUCGGGCCGAGCAGCUUUGGGCGGCAGACCUCGGUAGACUCCGCCGUUGCGGACCUCCAGAAUCUCUCGCCUCGCAGCAACAAAACCGAGAAGUCUGCGGACUGGAUCAUCAAUGGCCUGAAGACGUUCGAUCAGGGCAGCGAGAAUUCGCUGGAUCGGGUCCCAGGUCCGGGCCCCGAGGCGCAGGCGCCGCCACCACCCGAGAAGACGAUUGUCCUCGACACGACUUGCCUGAGCGAUGAGGUGCUUGUCUCGGAGCUGGCGAGGAGGAUCAACCUGAGCAGCGUGGGCAACACCGACCACAUCGUCGGCAAGCCCCUCGACCCCCAGGAGCUCUUCAAGCAGGCGCUGGACAAAGAGAUAGCCAUGGCGUGCUCGAAGUUCGCCUGUGAGGACGAUGAUGAGGACGACGAGGAAUGA
Molecule: messenger RNA, 1164 nt
Organism: Prorocentrum cordatum
Lineage: Eukaryota; Dinophyceae; Prorocentrales; Prorocentraceae
Source: the annotation of a GenBank genome assembly